Molecule: messenger RNA, 2471 nt
Organism: Pyricularia oryzae 70-15
Lineage: Eukaryota; Fungi; Ascomycota; Sordariomycetes; Magnaporthales; Pyriculariaceae
Exons: 1
Coding region: 1007-2329 (440 amino acids)
Biological process (GO): molybdate ion transport
Molecular function (GO): molybdate ion transmembrane transporter activity
Source: RefSeq, a predicted model, not a curated record
GUGUGCGAAAGCGUGCCUGGUUCGACGCAAUGGGCAUUUUGCGAAGCUGACCUUUUUUGCUGAAUGAGAGGUUCUUUGCAGACGACAGGCAUUUGAUGGGUCAUCAUCGAUGCGCUGUCUCCAAGGUUUUGGCAUGCAUCCUACGUAGGUACCUGGGAGAAAAAAAGUCGCCGACUCGUUCUUCCCAUUGUUUAUUUUCCCCCCGCAUAGUUCGGCUCUUUGAGUUUACCAAGUCCUUAAUGCGAUCGCCUAGCGAUCCUGGACUGUUGCAUGCUAAGGCUACAUCCGCGGACCUUAACACAUUCCCACAAUCAGCAGAGGCACCUGAUCUACAGGGCGCAUGUUGCUCGAUCUUGGUACGAACGGCUGAGAGACAUACUUCGUACGAUGACUGCACGCGUUUCUUUUUUGGCGAUAUGUCAAUUGACGUUUACCCCGUAGUCUAACUUUUUUUCCUUUUUCUUUUUAGUCAUUUAUUAACACGAUGAAAAUGGUCAGCCAGCAAUUUCCCGCCAACUGUUCUAGACCGACGACAUCAAACACCCAUGCCCAAACAAGAUUUCUUUGACUGGAAAACAAAUCACUGCAGAUUCAUUCUGUUUUGAACAUCUCGCCAAGCAUCAUGAUAUAGGUACGAUGCGCCCAGGAGGAUGUCAGACGACGAAUUUUUCGGCGACUGCUUACCUACACAAUACCUCCGUUCCUUGCCUGAGCAACGCCGGUUGCUACUAAGGAUUACUAGGAAUAGUAGUCCACUCUGAGCCCCAUCUUAAGUUUCCCACCCAAAACAUGACGUACUUGCCUUGACUCUGCCGGAUCCUGAGCUGCAAUUUUAGCUAGGCCAGAUAGCGCUAUAUACAUUAAUUUUGAUAUACCAAUCUGAGGGAUACCGUACUUUAGAAGAAAUUUUUGUUACCCAUUCACCCUACAAUAGAUUCACGCAAACUGCGGUGUCGAUCAGGCUGGCUGGUCUCUGGAGUCAUCGUCACCACCAAACCCCGCCAUCAUGGCCAUCAAAGACAUACCGAAACUGAAUCGCAACAGCAUCCGAACCCUCCGCCAUGAUCCCUUAUCCGAAAUAUCUGGCGCCCUUGGCGACCUUGGCACUCUGCUUCCCCUGAUGAUAGCGCUCGCUCUACAGUCAUCCAUAUCCCUGUCGACCACGCUUGUCUUUUCCGGCAUCUUCAAUGUCUUGACGGGUAUCGUUUUUGGGAUUCCGCUUCCCGUUCAGCCGAUGAAGGCCAUUGCAGCCGCAGCGAUCGCAGAGCAUACCAGCCUCAGGCAAACAGUCGCAGCCGGCGGUCUGGUCUCUGCUGCGGUGCUGAUAUUGUCGGCUACGGGAUUACUGAGGCGGGCCACCAGGCUCAUACCCGUACCCGUGGCCAAGGGAAUCCAGUUCGGUGCCGGGCUAAGUCUGGUCAUAUCAGCUGGUUCGUCACUGUUGCAGCCGCUGCACUGGCUCCAUCCUAUACUCGACAACCGUCUCUGGGCGUUUGGGGCCUUGGUGGGUCUGGUUGUGACACAUCGCUUCCGCCGCGUCCCGUAUGCGCUCAUCGUCUUCAUUCUCGGUACCGCCUUCGCCGCAGUGGCCGUCGCUACCUCGGGUCGGAACCUCCGCCUACCCGGGGUCGCUCCCUGGGUUCCCUUUCUCGUCCUGCCAGCUUGGACCAGCCCCGUGGCGAUAUCGAUGGCAGUGGCGCAACUGCCUUUGACAACGCUCAACUCGGUCAUCGCAGUCUCGGCCCUGUCCGCCGAUCUGCUACCAAACCUACCGACACCGACGGUCACCGAGAUGGGAUUGAGCGUGGCGUCCAUGAACUUGAUUGGAUGCUGGUUCGGCGCAAUGCCAGUCUGUCACGGUGCAGGUGGUCUUGCCGCCCAGCAUCGGUUCGGUGCACGAUCAGGCGCCAGCAUCAUCAUCUUGGGUAUCUUCAAGAUACUGCUGGGUCUGAUCCUGGGCGAGACGCUGCUCGAUUUGCUCGACCGCUUUCCCCACGCCCUUCUCGGCAUCAUGGUUCUGGCGUCCGGUCUGGAGCUCGCGGGAGUGGGACAGAGUCUAAACCACGGAGCGGCGGAUCUGUGGGAGUCUUCGAUGGAGGGCAAUGCUCCUGAGGCUCUGUCUACGCGCAUUCACCGGUCCCUUUCCGAAGAGGAGCGCGCGGAGCGCUGGUCCGUUAUGCUCAUCACCACGGCGGGUAUCCUGGCCUUCAAGAACGACGCUGUUGGGUUUGCGGCGGGCAUGUUGUCACACUGGACUUAUAGAGCUGCACAGCACUGGGGGAGAGGCACUGGUGAAAGACAGCCGCUGAUAUCCCGGCCCUUUCACUAGUGGCAGCCAAUGGUCCAUGGCUGGCCAGGGCUUUUUGGUGAGUAAAUGUUCUUGAUACAAGUAGAAAGUACAAAUGAAGUAAUCAUAUGUCGUUGCAACAAGUUCAUGCGGUCCAAGUGCUUAUAUCUCAUGCCAAAUAUCC